Molecule: messenger RNA, 978 nt
Organism: Oryzias latipes (Japanese medaka)
Lineage: Eukaryota; Metazoa; Chordata; Actinopteri; Beloniformes; Adrianichthyidae
Gene: coa1
Product: cytochrome C oxidase assembly factor 1
Biological process (GO): mitochondrial respiratory chain complex IV assembly; mitochondrial respiratory chain complex I assembly
Cellular component (GO): mitochondrial inner membrane
Source: RefSeq, a predicted model, not a curated record
CAAAGGCCACCGUCCCUAUUUAAACCCACGUGAACACGUGUUACGGACGGAUUCCGGAUCUAACCUGCAGCAGAGCGGCGCACGCUCACGGAGAACCGCGCAAACGAGGGGGAGGGGUCAGGGAAGAGCACGCGCCGGUAGAGCCGCAUGUGUUCAGGAAGAGCUGCACCAUGAGGGUCCCCAUCCACCAUCUGCAGAGGCUCACCAUCUUCACUACCGUCCUGACGGGUGGGGGCGUUGGCACCAUGUACUACCUGAUGCAGAAAAACUUUGCUGGGAGUGAAUACCAUCAACUCGCUGUGCGACAGCUGAAGGCGUGUCCUGUUGCCAUGGAGAGCCUUGGAGCCCCGCCCUUACGAGUUCAUAACAUCCAUCUGACUGACAGAUACAACCGUGUGGACCAUCAGGCAGCCCAGAUUAAGAUUCCUGUCACAGGCUCAAAGACUGGAGGUUAUCUGUACACGUGUUCACACAGAGAGCCACAAACACACAAGUGGGAUUUGAAACAGGCUGAGCUUCACCUCCGGGAAGGUUCCGUCAUCGACUUGCUGAACCCUCCUCCUCGUCCAGCUACGCCAGAAGAAAGUACACUAGAGGAAGACAUGGACAAAUGGCUCUGAACGGGAAUUCCAGACCAGUGUCUGGUGCUGAGGACGGGCUAUGCUUUGAUCAUUACCUCGUACACAGAGCUGAAGCUGUUUGUAGAACGGUGCACGUCAUUCUGCAGCGUGCAAAUGAGAACCAAAGAGCUGAGGCGCAGCUUUGACUGUAAUUUAUUUCAAAUGUUUCUCAGUCUCUGUUGGAAAGGAUACAUUUGUCAACACUGACUCUUCACUCAGGAGGCUCCUUUUUCACUCAUCUCCCCUCUGGCAGACUGUCUUUUUUUUGUUUGUUUUUUGUUUAUUGCAAACUAAAAGAGAAUUGCGACAUACCUGAAAUACAAAGAAACAAACAUAUAGUUUCAUAUUUGUAAUACAA